Carassius carassius (crucian carp) is the source of this 2340-nucleotide messenger RNA. RefSeq names its product tyrosine-protein kinase Lck-like. The transcript is spliced from 13 exons. Bases 375 to 1895 code for a protein of 506 amino acids. Gene Ontology annotation, cellular component: extrinsic component of cytoplasmic side of plasma membrane. The record is from RefSeq and is a predicted model, not a curated record. Gene Ontology annotation, molecular function: signaling receptor binding; non-membrane spanning protein tyrosine kinase activity; ATP binding. NCBI's taxonomy places the organism in Eukaryota, Metazoa, Chordata, Actinopteri, Cypriniformes, Cyprinidae. Gene Ontology annotation, biological process: B cell receptor signaling pathway; cell surface receptor protein tyrosine kinase signaling pathway; protein phosphorylation.
AAUGUUAAAUAUCAGCUCAAACACCUCAACGACAGGAAGCUCUAUCAUCAGCUUGCUCUGCACCACUGUGGUGUGUGUGUGUGUGUGUGUGUGUGUGUGCGCGUGUGUGUGAGUGAUGCCUUUGCAAAUGAUCUGCCUUCGUUAAGGUGGGAAGUCAGUCUGUGACGUGACUUACAAAGCCUUACACACUUUAGCAGCACAUGUCUUCGAUACACGCCGAAGCUUUACAGAUCUUGUCGGUUUGUCUGUAAUCUUGGUUUUGUUGCUCUGUGGCAAAAUGUGUUCUUCAUAAAAUCUAAAGCUAAAGACAUGACAAUGCUUGCUGAACUGGCCCGUCACUAACAUCAGCAACUUCUGUCAACAGAAAAGCAAAUAUGGGGAAUUGUGGCUCUUUUGAUCCUGAUGACGAAUUCUCCUACCAUCCAGAUGAAUGGUGUGAUCAAUGUAACUGCCCAAAGCCUCCAUCCAGUCAAAUACAGCAGAACUAUGAUCCUCUGAUUCCUUAUCCAUCCCAGUACACACCUCCACCAUCAUCUCCUCUUCCAGAGAACCUGGUGGUAGCCUUAUACAAAUAUGAGCCGUGCCACAGCGAUGACCUUGGGUUUGAGAAAGGGGAGAAGCUAAAAAUCCUAAAUGAAGAUGAUCCUGACUGGUUCAUGGCGGAGUCUCUGUUUACCGGGCAGAGGGGAUACAUACCACAGAAUUUUGUAGGGAAACUGAACAGCAUGGAGACAGAACCGUGGUUCUUUAAAAACCUUUCCAGGAACGACGCCAUGAGGCAAUUACUGGCCCCCGGUAAUACGCAGGGCUCCUUCCUCAUUAGAGAGAGUGAGACCACACCAGGUAGUUUCUCCCUGUCAGUGAGAGACCUGGACCACACACAGGGUGACAUCAUCAAGCACUACAGAAUUCGCAACCUGGACGCGGGCGGAUUCUACAUCACCACCAAGAUCUCCUUCAGCUCCCUCUCAGAGCUGGUCAAACAUUAUUCACGAGAGGCCGAUGGCCUAUGCACUCGCCUGGUGAAGCCGUGUCAAACCCGAGCCCCUCAGAAGCCCUGGUGGCAGGAUGAGUGGGAAGUGCCCCGUGAGUCUCUCAUACUGGAGCGCAGACUGGGCCAGGGGCAGUUUGGUGAAGUAUGGAUGGGGCUGUAUAACAACAACCGUCGAGUGGCUAUCAAGAGUCUCAAGACAGGUACCAUGUCCAUCAGCGCUUUCCUGGCUGAGGCGAACCUGAUGAAGGCCCUGCAGCACCCUCGACUGGUGCGACUUUUCGCUGUGGUUACGCAGGAGCCCAUUUACAUCAUCACUGAGUAUAUGGAGAACGGUAGCCUGGUGGAUUUUUUGAAGACUCCAGAAGGAUGUGCUAUACCCAUCAAUACGCUGAUCGAUAUGGCUGCUCAGGUCGCAGAUGGAAUGGCUUACAUAGAGCAGAAGAACUACAUCCACAGAGACCUGAGAGCUGCCAACAUUUUGGUGUCUGAUGAACUCAUCUGCAAGAUUGCGGACUUCGGCCUCGCCCGCCUCAUUGAAAAUAACGAAUACACUGCCAGAGAAGGUGCAAAGUUUCCUAUCAAAUGGACGGCACCUGAGGCCAUAAACUACGGCACCUUUUCAAUCAAAUCAGACGUCUGGUCGUUUGGAGUACUGCUGACUGAGAUUGUUACCUAUGGAAGAAUCCCAUAUCCAGGAAUGACAAACCCAGAGGUGAUUGCAAAUCUUGAGAGAGGGUACCGCAUGCCUUGCCCCGAUAACUGCCCCGAGGACCUAUAUGAUAUCAUGAAACACUGUUGGACAGAGAACCCAGACAAUCGACCCACAUUUGAGUAUCUGCGCAGUGUUCUAGAGGACUUUUUCACCGCCACAGAGAGACAGUACCAGGAGCAGCCCUGCUGAAAAAAAUUCUCUUAGUAAACGUACAGUCCACGGGCUCACAUUAAAGACUUGUAUUGAAAAAUAUUCCAAAAUACAGUUCAAGUCAUCUUAAGUUAAGUGAAAAAACUGAGAUUUUAUGUCUUCUAAUUGAAAUGUUUUCUAUAAUAAUCAUUAACUGUUCAAACAUGGAUUUUGCCUUAGCUUUGUCCAACAGUGUGAAACAGGUGCAUGUAUAGUUUUUUUAGCAGAUGGAAUUUUUUAUUAUUUUUUUUUAAUUACAAACUCAACAGGAAAAUCUUUGGCUACAGUUGUAAUCUUAAUGAAUGAGUGAAUGCUUUCCUUUAUGUUUUCCCCUUGAGCUUUUAUUAUUUCUUCAUUCUGCUCUCAGAUUUGUGUUUAUUUUUUAUAUAAGCAUAUAUAACUGCAUCAUGAAAUAUUGAGCCAGUAAAACAGUCCAAGAGAUAAA